AGACCAUGAGCAGUUUGUUUGUGGGGAAAAAAAUGUUAAAGUUGAUAAAUAAAUUAAUAAAUAAAAAGAGAAUCCACUACAAGCCCUGGUAAAACAUUCUUAUUGUUCAGAGAAGGUAUAUUUUCUUUCUUCCUUUGCUUUCUCUAGCUACAUGCUAGCAAACGUACAUAAUAGCAUAAUUCAGUGGCUGGCAGCUGGAUGUACUCUUUUAUUACAUUUUUAUUCCAUAUGAGUUGAUUACAGCCCAUGAUCUACUCAUCACUUCAUUUUCAAAGUAGCUGAGCAGAUUCAAUUUUCCAUGGAUCUGUUUUUGUAAAUUAUCUAGCGUCAUGGCUCUUUUCUUUAGUGACAUCCUCCUGGAAUUUUGGCCACCAGGAACAGACAUAAUAAUGGCCAAAUACAGAAUUUUCCUUUCCCUUGUCAUUACUCUGUUAUGCAGUGGGGGUUUGCAAUAGACCUUUUGACUGCAGCAAAAGAAGAUCUGCUUCAGCUGCUUGUCUGUCCUGGCCUACAAAACUUUGCUACUGUUUCUGAGCACAUAUCUUCCAUCAUAAAAGUGUGGCCUGUGUGAUUUAGUCAAAAUUUUAAUCUUGAAUGUGUGAAUUUGGCUACUGUUAAAGCUUGAGCAGCUUUCUGAUGUCCAUGUGCCGUGCUGAUGAUCAUGUAUCAGCAAAUCACACUUUUCUUCUCAUUUCCUCUCCUCCCUAUGAUCCUCAGUCUUCCAGUGCGGGUCAUUUUAGAGUAAUUCUCCAACUGCAAUGGAUAAAUUAAAGGCAAAGAUUUAAAAAGCUUCCAUUGGGAAGGCAGAUUGAAUGUCCUUCUGCUGAGUAGAAUGCCUACACAAGUCAUAUCUCAUAGUAGAAAGAUAUGCCACAACUUCUAUAUGGAGUAUCCUCAGUGUGACUGUGAGUGUCAUCACUCUUUACUAUGUACGGAUAAGUAAAAAUUUCAGUGAAGUCAGGCACAUUAAGCUGGUGUGUAAGAAAUUGUAUUUGAUCUGCUCUGAGAUCCCAUUGGUUUAGAAGAGAAGAUGCCUUUGUUGGAUGUUGUACAAACUGUCCUUCUCCCACUGCAGUUGUAUCAUUUUUGUCAUCUUGUAAUCUGUUUAGUGAAACAAAAGCCCUCAUUCUGAUUUGAUUUAAAGUAGCUACUGCCUCUAACAAUUACGCUCAUUUAAUUACUGCUAACAGAGAAGAUGGGAAUUAAGUUUCUCAAAAAGUAAACCUGAUUGUACUUUUAAGCUAUCUGAAAAGAGUAGUCUGUGGCUGCUAUAUGGUAGUGUGUUUCAAAAAGUUACUUGAGUUUCAUGGUUGUUUCUUGCACUUAGUUAAGGAAUGUGUUAGAAGAAAGUACAGGAAUGGGAGUCCAUUGCACUUCCUAGGGUGAGGAGUUGUUUCUUUGUAAAUGGAGCAUGUGAACCGAGAUGUUUGUUAUGUUGGUAAACUCUUUCCCUGUGUUCUUCUGAGGAUGUGAGUGCUAAGUCUGAACAAGGAGCACAUGGCAACCUUUCAGUGGAUGGUCCAAGAAGAAUAUUUUGGUGUCUGGAAGAACACACAGGAAAGCUUUCUAUAUCUUCUUCUACAUGAGAAAAGUAAAUAGCAAGAGGUGUGAAGGGAAUUUCAUUAUUUAUUAGGCGUGGUCAAGUUCUAAAACAACAUUUAGUUCAUAUUGUUGGAAAAUAAAUCACCAGGAGCUUGACCAACAAAAUUCAAGGUUUAAAUAUCUGUCUGAAUUUUCAGCCAUUCUCAAUUUUACAAACAAAAAUAUUGUAAUUUCAUUUCAAGAAGUAAUGCCCUUUCAACCUGUGUUGGCACGCUGGCUGAUACUGCCUGCCCUGUUGCAGACAGUGUGGAACACCUGGGAAGGUGUGAGCUUUCCUAAUCAUGGCUGCAGAGAUUAAACUGGUUGCCUGGACACUAAUGAAAGUUAGCUGUUAUACAGCAAGCUGGUAAUAAGUUGAAUCUGGAGUUUUGGUUUACUAGUGUAAAUAUUUCUUUAUUUUUUUCAUGGUUGUUUGGGUCUCUCUUCACUUUGCAUCCUAAAUUGUCUCUGCCUUCCCACUUUCAUUCUCUAAAGUGAACAAAUUAUGAUCUUUUCAGGAAUGGCAAAAGCUUAAAAGCAAUACCUGUGGCAGGAUUUCUGUUUCAGGACAUAUAUAAAUUUGAGUUACUCAGUAGGAUAACCUGUAUUUAGCAUGUUUUGUGUUCUGAGAGGAUUUGAAUGACACAAAAAGAAAAGCAUAUUUCUCUAAAGCUUCACUGAGUUCUGAUCAAGGAAAAUUCUGUUGCUAUUCACUCAAAGGCCACGUAUGCAGUUAGAUGGGUUCUGAAUAGCUGUAAAGCUGUAUAUUGACUCAAGUUGUAAAGGAUACUUUCUCUUAGUAUGGAGAAAUUACUCAUCUUUAACUUCAAAACUGAAUGUUUACAGAGAUUUUGGCAAAAAAAGGUUUAUCCAUAUAGUAUAGAAAAUACUGUAUAAUGGUGGUAGAGGAGGCAACAGGAAACAGGCAUAUAAAAGUUCAGUAGUAAUUUUAAUAGCUAAAGACUGUAGGUUCCCUGUGUUUCUGCAGAGGCUAUUUCUCUCAUAAGAAGCAGCAUGGACUUUUAUAAGACAAGAGAAAGCCAUACUGUGCCUUAAAUUAAGACAAUCCUGUUGCAUUAUUACAGUAUGAAAUGGGGGAUAUUAUGCCUGGAUAUGAUUUCUAUUAGCUCUCAGGACCAAGAAAUUAAUCUCAAUUUCUGCUCCACUUGCCUGCUGUAAGGACAUCAGGAAUACCAGGGCACGCCCUGCUGUGGCUUGGGUUCUCACUGUCUUUACAUUGCUUUUAUUUUCUGAGGUUUGGUGCUUGUUUUUUUCCCUUCAGUGUUUGAGCAGAAGUUGUUGUUAGUACUGUGGGUGUCUGUCCUGGGCUCUACCACGUGUCACAUUUCCUUAAAUGUCAGUUGGAUAGUAAGCCAUACUGCACGACAUGUCACUCCUCCCAUGACUUGACUUUUGACUCCCUGGAGCUUGCAAGAGCCAUUAGAAAUGUCUUUUAAAUAGCUGUCAGUAAAAGCAGAAGUUCAUCUCACCUACCUAUUAAAGGAUUAAGCAAAUAAAUGUGCCCUUCACGUGGUAAAGUAGGUCUUAGAAUAACAUUCUUUUAUUUGUCUGCCUACACCCCAGUGCCUUCCAUCCCAGGUAUGUGAAUUGGUACAGGAGCUACUCAGAGCAUGUGGUAACAACUCAGGCUUGGGUCAAUGGAGAGUUGCAUCCAUGCCCACGGGGAUUGCUGCACCUCAUUUCUGUGCUGUUACAGGCGUGUAAAUAAAAUGUAUGAUGACCAAGCAGAGUUGUAACAGUCUUGCAGCAAGUGUUGCAAUGCCAUGUAAAGGCCUUCAUGCGUGCGUGGUUGGUUUCAGAAUUAGUUUCUCUCAACCAUGAAGUGAUUACUGCACCUAGAUAAAGCAUAGGCUUAGUGUAGUUAGCUGGUGUUCAUUUAGCCAGACAUAAGUGUAACUUCUGCCUUGUGUGAUUGUUUCUCCUACUGGUCAGUGCAGUACUCUGUGUCACGUGAGGAGCAAAAUGCUGUUUGUGAGAGGCAAGCUGAGGCACUAAUGAAAGCCAGGUUGUUGUUUAUUUCGGGUGGAAUUUGGCUAUCAGAAAUCCAGUAUAAGUCUUUUCAGUAUGCUGGAUGUGGAAUGCUCCUGUUGCUCACUGUAAAUUGUAUGGACAAUGGUAUGGGCAAUGGGUGAUAUGAUUAACGGUCAACUUCAGGCUUUCUCUUCCCUUUGAUAUCCCUUGUAGGAGGCUGCAUGAGGAACAUGGAGGCUGCUGCUGAAGAGCAUAGUUAGCAGUUAGUUGGCACUUGUAAAGGAGAGUGAACCUCUCCCCUGAGGGUAGGAGGGAGGGAGAAGUGUGAACUCAUCCUCUCCUUGGCGAUGAGGACUGCAGGUGUCAUCAUCUGCAUUACCUGAAGUCUAGCCCAGUUUCUAUUGAAGCAUCUGAUUAAUUUUUGGUUUCUCAUUAAUGUGGGUGUCGAACAAAUUAAAUGUGACCAACAUCCCAAGAAGGAUCUGAAAUUUGUUUUCAGCUGAAGAGCUCUUUAUACAAAUGAACAUCAAUUUCUAUAAUUAAGCACACACUUUAUUCCUGCUGAACACAAUUGAACCUCGAGACAGAAAUUGCCUCUUGCAGCACCUCUCUUAAACAGUGAAAACUGCUUAGGCCCAGCGUGUGUGCUCUUUUCCAAUCUUUCUGGUGAGGGGUUAGUUUUAGAGCAGUUUACUAUGAUCUUCUUCAAAAGGUCUGUGCUUCAUGUAUUUCCUUACAGACUAACAAACAACUGGGUGUUCCUCUCCCUUUGCAUCCCAAUGAUUUACAGUCUUUUAAAGUGUGUGAGAUUUUAUUUAGAUAGGAGAACUCAUCAUAAAAAGUCGUAACUUGCUAUUUUCACUAAGGGCAAGUUGUUGUUUUGGUUGAGUAUGGUAUUACACCACUGCAUUUGUCAUUGUCAAUUUAUGCCAGGCUUUAAAUAGGAUACUCUGCAAUGAGUUUGUUUGCUGGUAGCCUGUAAUGCUUUCAGGCUAGCUAACAUUAACAAGAGGCAGCAUUACUGUGGCUGAUGUUCUUUUGAUCAUGCACAACCCUAGUCAGGAAAUGGGUGAGGAGCGUGAGUCAUGAUUACAUUACCCUAAUGUGACUGCCUACUAGAAGUUUUCUUUUGCCGCCAAUACUUUUUCCCUUGACAUUACUUCUAAAAACAAAAUGUGCAUUUUGGAGCACUUUGAAAUAUUGACCUUUAAACACAGGGAUUUAUGUUCUUUUACAGUCUCAAGGCAAAAUCCUGAGCUGGAGCCCCUGCAGAGAGCAGAGAGAACAAGAACGUGUGCAAAAUGCCUUUUCAAAAAGCUGCUAAAGAACAGGAGUUGCAGUACAUUAGGUCUGCUUGAGUUCAUUUGAUUCAGCAUCUUUUUCUGAUCCUUUAAUUAUUCUGUCAUGCUGCCUGCUCAUGCAAGCUCAAGGUCCGAUCUCUGUGCACAGAUGCUGUCAUCUCAUAUGCCAUUUGGCUUAAGCUGUGUCAUACACACAUGCUUAUCUUUGGAAAUAUGGCUGCAGUAAUGGGGAGAAAGUAGCAGAGUACUGGCUGAGCUAAAACCCCAAGUGUCAAGAAGGUGGCUUUCCUGGGACCUGGAACAGCAGUAUUUCAAUCAGCUUAAUUAGAUGUGUGGGGUUUACACAUCUAAUUCAAAAGAAAUAUCAGCUGCUAAUCAGUCGAACUAGUUUUAGCACUGAACUGGCACAGUGCCACUUUGAAUAUUCUGCCAGUGUAUUUCUAUAGUGCUUCCAAACAUGGAAAAAAACCAAGUAUUGAGUAUAUUCAGUUCUUUCAAAUUAGACUUGCUUAACUCUGCCUGGUUUUAAGAGCAGUAUGUGAAAUACAACUGUUGGCACAGAAAGUGAAUGUAGUCCAAUACUAUCUGAUAUAUUCCAGGAAAAAAGUCUGAUUGAUAUAGUAUAAGCUAUUCAAGUUGACAGAACGGAGCACUUGUCAAAAAGAGAUGUGAAGAGGAAAUGGGGAACACUGAACUGCUGUCCAAUGUGAUGCAGCCCUAUCAGCUGGGGCAGGUCACAGGCGUUGCUGACAUGCUGCAGAGCAAAGACAGAAUAUAAUGUGUAUUUCAGUUGUCACUUACUCUUACCUCCACUGAGACUGCCUUCAAAUAGUGGCAUUUUUUCUGUUAGAAGUACAGCUUAUGCUUGUAGUAAAGUAAUUUCCACAUUUUUCCUUAUGUUUCUUAUAAGGGCAGUAAAGCAAAAUCACUUAGUUUACUUGUGUUAACAAUCUACUUUGCACUGUGUACAGAUGACCAGUUUUUAAAGUCUUAUUAACUCUGUGAUUUCAUCCCCAUUCUUAAGGAGGGCAUGAUUUGGACCAAAUAAGAAAUUCACUGAAAGCUUUUGUAAUUAAUUCAUUGAAUAAUUUCCUUCCUUCCUUCUACCCCAUCCCCAUGCUCUUUGAUCUCAUCUUGAUGGCCAUUCUGCUCCUUGGAGAAUACAGAACUGCAACAGAGCAGAGAAUGCAUCCUUUCCAAUGUAGUGCAACAAGUAUGUCCUGUGCAAAUUUCCUCUGUAGUUCUGUACCUCUAUUUCAUAAUUAACCUUUGUGUGUAGAGGGUUCUCUGGCCCUCAAGUUUGAUUUAAAUGAGUUUAUCAGCUGUUUUAAGGUGGUAAAUACUUCAAGUGAAACACUUGAGGAAUUGAAUAAAACAGAACUGGUGACUGUAAUAUGCCUAUGUCACUUGUGUGUUUCAAGGAGAUGAUAAAGAAUAUUUGACUUAGAGAUGAAGAGUAUUUGAGAAUUGGAGGAGAGGUGGGUAAAGGGCAGGAGUUGGGUUGAAUGGGAUUGUGCAAGAUGGUAUUAUUUUUAGGUUGCCUUUUGUCAGGAGCUGCCAGUUAAGGAAAUGUUAGAGAUCUAUUUAAAAAAAAAAACAAGAAAAAUGUUCAAAAUAUCUUGAAAAAAACUUUGUUGUUAGAUUAUACCAGCUUUAGGAACCCUAAGACAGACAUUAGUGGAAGUAGCAAGUCAUUUUUGCAUCAGAAGUGAGUAAAAAAAAAUCCAUGGACAUUUUAUCUUGCAGAAGUGUUGGUUGAGAAUUGCUCAUCCCUUCUGCCAGAAUCCUUUGCUCUGAGCUGUUCAAAUGACUUGCUGCAGCUGGAAGUAGCAGUCCCACUCCUAGCCAGGUGAUCUUAAACCUCUUUCCUAGUUAGUUUUCAUCCAGUUCAGUGAGCUGAGCUGGCUUAGAAGGGGUCAAGUGUGUGCAUGCGGAUGGUGGGAGGAGAAUAUCUUUGACAGUAAGUUAUAUUGGGCUUGAACUCUCUCUGGAAGUGUGUUACCAGCAGUCACACUGCAGCUGUUUGUAAGCCUUUACUGUAAACUGAGUCAGUGGGGAGAACUGCUGCUGUGCCCAGUUUGCAGUGUGGCUUGUAGAUCUGCCUGCAUGCUGAGAGUACAAGGAACUGCAGUGCGGAUCUGGGAACAAACAGAGAGGAAACAAGGGCGGAAACUUCUUACCCCAGCUUUCAGAGCUGAGCUUGGCUGGAGAACUACACCCUCUGAGUUAAAGGAGAAAGCUAUGUAGGUCUUCUCAAGUUCUUGAAGUUGGAUGUUUGGUUGCUAACUGGCCUGAAACUUGUGCACCAUCUUGCAGAGUCCUCCAGCGGGAGACAUUCACAUACCCUGAAGUUCCCCACCUCAGAAGGGGACUUUUGAUGUGCAAGAUUGGUACAAGAUGAUGAUGUAACAUAGGUCACACUGAAGGUCUUCUGAGAAGAACUGUCUUUGUAAGGGACUUCUUCUUCUUCUUUUUUUUUUUUUUAAACAACUCCCCCUCUAUCUACAAGCAAGAUGCCAGCCAAGACACCCAUCUACUUGAAAGCCGCUAACAAUAAGAAAGGGAAGAAAUUCAAACUAAGGGAUAUCUUGUCUCCUGAUAUGAUCAGUCCACCACUUGGAGAUUUUCGUCACACCAUACAUAUUGGAAAAGAGGGACAACACGAUGUUUUUGGAGACAUCUCUUUUUUGCAGGGAAACUAUGAAUUAUUGCCUGGAAAUGAAGGAGAAACUAGAGUUAGCCAAUCUGGUGGCCACAGUGAAUUCUUAAGGGCAAACAGCACUUCUGAAUCCAUGUUUACAGAAACUCCAUCACCAGUGCUCAAAAAUGCUAUUUCCCUUCCUGCCAUUGGGGGUUCUCAAGCCCUUAUGCUGCCCUUAUUGUCACCAGUGACAUUUAAUUCAAAGCAAGAAUCCGUCAGGUCAUCAAGAAACCCACGGCUUAGCUGUGAGCCAGUAAUUGAGGAAAAGCUGCAGGAGAAAAGUAAACAGACGGAGGAUGGAGAAACAUACAAAGAUGAUGUAUGGGAGCAAAAUGGUUCUUCUUCGCAUUUUGUUAAUGGUAGAGACAGUAACUCAUCCAGCUUUUCUGAACGAUGCACUGAUUGGCAAACAGCUGAUUUGUUUGAAGAUAGCCGACUUUCGUGUGAACUAACCAAGACAAAGUCAGAAGAAUCCCUUUCAGAUCUUGCAGGCUCUCUUCUCUCAUUACAACUUGACUUGGGACCUUCACUUUUGGAUGAGGUCCUCAAUGUAAUGGACAAGAAUAAAUCUUAGAGCUGGUACUCCUUGCUUUCUUAUAAGUGAUUCACUUAAAUAAAAAUAAACAGAAACACAGUUCAAGAGAAGAGACACUUAAAAAUCAGCUGUAUUUGCAGCUGUUUGACGGGUUUUCUAAAAAUAUUCAUAAAGUACUAUUUUUUUACCUAUUGUUUUUCAUAAUUUUUAUGACACUAAAUUCUCACAGCAGGAAGGUAAAUUUUAAUAACAGUUUUCAGCAAGUAUAAAAUGUUUUUAAGUACCAGUAUAAUGAUCAGAAACUUAAGAAACAGAAUUUGAGGAUGAUACUGAUCGUGACAUUUGGUUAGUUCACUUCUAUGGGCUUCUGAACAUAUGAGACUCUGUAAGUGUCAGAAAGGAGACUGGUAUUAAUUAUUCACUGUUAUAAAUUAUUGCAACAUCACUUUACAUGUUGGCCUCUUUCAAGAACCUUGUGCUUGGGGUCUUGGUUGUGUUUUUCUUCAUUUUCCGUAGUACCAUUUCUGUUAUACCUUCACAGUAACUAUUUCUGCAGUCUUACACUGCUCUGUAUCCAGAUGUAAACAGUUGAAGGCUUUUUCAGCUUCAGAGUGUCAACUGUUCUGAGUAUGCACGAAUUUUCACAGUUUGAGGCUUUGGGCCUGAUGUUGUAUAUGAAAUGAUGUGUUGUAAACAGGUGACACAUGCAAAAUAUGAUGGUUAAAUUAUUUUAGAAGUUGAAAUAUAUUUUUGUGUGUAUCUUGGCUUUUUAUUGUGGAGCCUACACAUACAGUAUCUCAUCAAAAUAAUUGCUUGACAUUAUUGGUGCUCUUCUGAAAAUUGUAUAUUUGUGUGUUUGAAAAAAAUAUGUAUUGAUACUCCUUGCUUUUUUUCUUCAUUUAUUGCCACACAUGCUUAAACUUGCAAACAAAAACUUUGAUUUUUCAAGAAGGCACUGGUUAUUCACAAUGCUUGUGAUGUGUGCUGCAACAGGCAAUGUUUUGGGAAACAUGGAUCCUUUAAUACAGUAUCUACAUGGAUUGCAUAGAUACCUUGUGCAAUACAAUAAAACAAAUUAAAUUA
Phasianus colchicus (ring-necked pheasant) is the source of this 9193-nucleotide messenger RNA. RefSeq names its product CDC42 effector protein 3 (gene CDC42EP3). Gene Ontology annotation, molecular function: small GTPase binding. Gene Ontology annotation, biological process: positive regulation of actin filament polymerization; regulation of cell shape; Rho protein signal transduction. Lineage: Eukaryota; Metazoa; Chordata; Aves; Galliformes; Phasianidae. The record is from RefSeq and is a predicted model, not a curated record. Gene Ontology annotation, cellular component: plasma membrane; cytoplasm; cytoskeleton.